Messenger RNA from Xiphias gladius (swordfish), 1726 nucleotides. RefSeq lists its product as uncharacterized. The record is from RefSeq and is a predicted model, not a curated record. The transcript is spliced from 11 exons. Bases 24 to 1112 code for a protein of 362 amino acids. NCBI's taxonomy places the organism in Eukaryota, Metazoa, Chordata, Actinopteri, Istiophoriformes, Xiphiidae.
GAGAGAGAGCAGUCCACGCUUGUAUGUGCUGUUGUACUUCAGUCACUCUUCUUGUUCUAGAUUCAAAGAUGCAGCUUGUUAGCGGUGGACGAUCACUUUGGAUAUACACUGUGAUAUUCACUUCUCUACAACUUUGGGGAAGACUUUCUACUUCCUCUCCCACUCUUCCACCACCCAGCCUGGACAUCUAUUUGCGGUCAAAGGACUCAGUGGACCUGAUCUGUGAGGUCCCAGAGGGCCAUCAUGGGGUUCUGUUCAUUUUGUACAAGUUCAGAGAGAAGGUAGACACUCGGGAGCUGCAGACAGGUGCUGAGGAGGUUCAGUUCACCGUCAAGGUAAAUGAAGGGGAUUUAGGCGAACUGUUCUGCUGUCUGUACAAGGACCAGGGAGGACGCUACAGUGCAUUCAGUCCCUAUUUGCGACUGGAACACCAAAAAGAAGCUGCUCCCACUCGCUCCACACCCUCUGUCCCUCCUCCAGUCUUGUUUGUGGAACCGUCUACUGAUUUGCUUCCACUGCCCACUCUUGUUCUCCAACAGGAGACAGACGUGUGGCAUUUGCUCUGCACGGGGUCUCCUGCGUACCCUGGUGCUGUGUUCUCCCUCUACCUGGCAGAUAAUGAACUUCCCGUUGCCACUCACCAUGCCAAAGUCAUCCACCAUCAGGCCACUUUCCCAGUGCCUGUCCAGGACACUCCAGUGGUUGUCUACCAAUGUCAGUACACUGUCCUUCUGGAAAAGAAAUGGAGCAAUUCUGAGCGUAGCCGCCCUCUGGCUGUAACCACAGGAGUUCCCCCUCCUUCGUCAUCAGGUGUGGACUGGCUGCUUGUACUGGGCUCUUUCUCUGCAGUGGUAUUAUUCCUCUGUUCAGUGGCCCUAGUGGUUGUGGUGGCACACAGGAAAGUAAAAGCAGCAGCUGAGAAAAAGAAGAAAAGACAGGAAGCACAGUUCUGGACUCAAGUCCAUGAGAAGGACCACGUUGUUGACCUUACACCCAGGCGUUCAAGCUUCACACCUCAGGAAUGGGCCAGUGGGGACGCUGAGACAGAAUCCAGAUCUCCAAUAUGGAACUCUCUCUCCACAUUCACAACCACGAUCCAUCCGAUCCAUUGAAAAUGUUUGUUCUCUCUCUCUCUCUCUCUCUCUGAGUGUGUUUGUGUGUGUGUGUGUGUGUGUGUGUGUGUGUGUGUGUGUGUGUGUGUGUGUGUGUGUGUGUGUGUGUGUGCGUAAGUGUGUUUAUACUUUAUCCUAGCUUAUCAUGGUAGCAUCAGUUGGAGUUACACAGCAGGACAGGAAGAGCUAUUUCCUAAGUUCCUAUUUCAUGUGUUGCAUUAAAAUUGUACUGUUUGACAGGAUAUGAUGUUUGUUGGAUCUUACAUGUAACUGAGCAAGUGAAUUUAAGUUUGUAUGUGAGAGAUUGGAGUAACUUACAUUAAGCUUUGAAGUUUAUUUUUGACCAUGGAAAAAACAGUUGACAAAACAACUCCACCUCAAGAACAUUUAGAAGGUACACUUGUCAAUUACACGUGGAUCUUUUAACAUGUUUUUUUUUUUUUUGCAGUUACAUAGUAAUGAUAAUAAAGUUUAUUUUAAUAGCACUUACUGUAUCGAAACCAGAGAUUACAAAUUGCUUUCCGAAAAAAAUAGAACAAAGAAAAACAACUCAUAUAAAAUCAUAUACACAUAAAAUAUAAGAAUAGUGAAUCAUAAAAAUUUUGAUUAAGCUC